This is a messenger RNA of Spirodela intermedia, 9253 nucleotides long. The record is from the annotation of a GenBank genome assembly. NCBI's taxonomy places the organism in Eukaryota, Viridiplantae, Streptophyta, Magnoliopsida, Alismatales, Araceae.
AUGACUCGACGACCCAUUUCAUUAAUCUCUAGACUUCGCGAGAAGAUCUAGAGAUUGCCCACAUCAUCUUUGUCCAAGGAGAGCCUUCGAGGCCGUGGACACUGCAUGACGAUCCUCCCGAACGCUUAGGAUUCCGGUGCAUCGCCGACGCAUCGCCGUCGCGACGCCGAAACUCUAUUUUCCUACUUUUAACUUAAUUUACUCUUCAUUUAGUGAUAAUUUUUGUGAUUUUAAUUUAUAAAAAUAUACUUUGUUCUAUUACGAUUCUUCUGGCUUUUACAGAUCUUAAUUUGAUUAAUUAAAUCGUCUGUAAUCACUUACGUAAGAAUUGUCGGGUGGAACUCUAUUUCCGCCCAAUUCGCGUUCACCGGGCGCUGGCGUCAUCCUGACGCCCGCACCCUUAUUUUCUUUUUUUCGUGAAUCUUAAAUAUUUUCUUGGUAAAUUUAAAUCACAUAAAUUAUCACUAAAUGAAGUGGAAAGAAAGUUGAAAGUAGGAAAACAAAGUUCUGACGUCGCGGCGGUGAUGCGUCAAUGAUGCACCAGAACUUUAAGUGUUCGGGAGGAUUGUCAUAUAGUGUUUGAUGUGACUUAGUCGUUGUAUGUUAAAUCACAUAAAUCGAAAAUUUAUAAAACUAGAAAAGACAAAUUCAGAUAUUUAGAAAUAUUUCUGAACAAAUAUAUCAAUUAUAAUUUAAUUAAAUUUUCAAAAAUAGUAAUAAUUUUCCAGGUCGAUAAUAGGGAUAUAAUAUAAUAUUUGGUAAUUAUUCAGAAUUUUCCUCAAAGAAUACUAUUUUCUAUGAAUUUAAUACUUAGAAAAGAAAAGGAAAUAUAUUUAAAAUUCACGAAAAAGGAAAUAAGGGUGCGGGCGUUAGUAUGAUGUCAGCACCCGACAAAGGCGAAUCGGGCAGAAAUAGAGUUCUGCCUAGCGAUUCUUACUUAAGUGAUUAUAGACGAUUUAAUUGAUCAAAUUAAGAUCUAUAAAAACUAAAAGAAUUGUAAUUGAACGAAGUAUAUUUUGGUAAAUUAAAAUCACACAAAUUAUUACUAAAUGAAGUGGAAAGUAAGUUCAAAGUAAGAACACAAAGUUUUGGCAUCACGAUGGCGACGCGUCGAUGAUGCACCAGAAUCCUAAGCGUUUGGGAGGAUCGUUGACGUGACUUAAUCGUUGUAUAUUAAAUCACGCAAAUAUAAAAUUUAUAAAACUAGAAAAUACGAAUUUUCGGAUAUUUAGAAGUAUUUCUAAAUAAAUAUAUCAAUUAUAAUUUAAUAAAACUUCCAAAACUAGUGGUAAUUUCCCAGGUCGAUCACAGGGAUGUAAUAUAAUAUUCUGUAAUUAUUCAGAUUUUUUCUCAAUGAAUACGAUUUUCUAUGAAUUUUAUACUAGAAAAUGAAAAGGAAAUAUAUUUAAAAUUCACGAAAAAAAGGAAAUAAGGAUGCGGACGUCAAGAUGACAUCAGCGCCCGGCGAACGCGAAUCGGGCGGAAACAGAGUUCCGCCCGGCGAUUCUUACGUAAGCGAUUACAGACGAUUUAAUUAAUCAAAUUAAGAUCUGUAAAAGCCGCAAGAAUCGUAAUUGAACGAAGUAUAGUUUGGUAAAUUAAAAUCACACAAAGUAUCACUAAAUGAAGCGUAAAUUAAAUUAAACGCAGGAAAAUAGAGUUCUGACGUCGCGACGGCGAUGCGUCGGCGAUGCACCGGAAUCCUGAGCGUUCGGGAGGAUCGUCAUGCAGUGUCCACGGCCUCGAAGGCUCUCCUUAGACAAAGACGAUGUGGGCAAUCUCUAGAUCUUCUCGCGAAGUCUAGAGAUUAAUGAAAUGGGUCCUCGAGUCGUCUCCUGCGGCUAUCACCUGGCAGAGUGGAAAAACGGCGACUUUGCGGCUCUCCGGCGACUGUCACCCGACGGAGAGGAGCUGGAUGGAGGUGGGGCGCGUGUCAGGGAGCUUCAUCCUUAGGUCCGCGCAGCAAGAGGAGGCUCUUCAUCGCAUCUAAUACGCUCUCAGGAGGUGGCGACUCGUCUCCCAGCGGAUCAUCCUCUUCCCAACGACUGCUUGUUUGUCGAUCAAUCGGAGAUGAUUUACUCGAUGGAUUCGCGGUCCUUUUAUCGCGAAUCGUUCAGAAAUUUUAGUAGCAAUGCUCCGCGAAUCGCGUUGACGAGAUUUUCGCCGAUGAUCCAACGAUUCUCGUUGCUUAAUCCUUCACCGGCGAUCUGUAGGAAAGUCGCGAUAAUCAGAUAAGAAAUAUAUGAAUUUUGACUCUGGGAGGAUUCAAACCCGCGCCGGUCGCCCGCCUGUGAGGAAGGUGUGACGCGGGUUUAGUCCCACAUCGGUUGUGCGCCGAUUUUUCGAGCGAAUAUAUAGUAAUGUUAGCUUUGGAAGCAAAGUCACUUCUCUCGCGUGUACGACCACUCCUUGCCCCACAACCGGCUGGCCACCGGUGACGUGGAAGGGGAGUGGUGCACAUGUGCCCCUAUCGGUCCAAGCUAAGCCGCUCGAGCCCCUGCUCGCGGCUACUCCCGACUGCGCUUCCGACCCGCUUGCGGGCCCGGCUGGCCGGCGGGUCCCCCCAUUUUGCAAUAUUUUUAUUUUUAUUUCUUGUUCUUCAUUUAUCUCAAAAGUAAGACUGUAAAAAUCAUAUAAAUUCGUAUAAAAUCACAUAAUUACCCAAAAAUUCACGUUAAUCAACUGAAAACUACUUUUCACACUUUAACACAAAUAUAAGUCUAUUUAUCAUGAGUUAAGGCUAAAACUAUAUUAUUUACUAAUUAUUAACUCAUGAUAAUGAAGACUUAUCACACCCCCCAACUUAAAUCAUUGCUAGUCCCUUAGCAAUGGAAUUACGAAAAUAAAAAUUUACAAAUUUCAAACAUCAUAUUUCAAUACAAAAAAAAAUAAAAAUACAAUUAGAAAUGAUGCACCUUUAGACACUUUGGACUCUUAUAUCAAGUCUUUAAGAAUGAUGUCAAGCACUUAAAUGUUUAAACACUCCUUGGAAUAACAAUCUAGACUUCACUUCUUCUAUUCACAUCUUUAUCACUUCUUCACUCAUAGAUGUAUUUACAAGAUGUUCCAAUUAUCAAUACUCAUCCAAGAAUAAUAUUGAUCCUACAUUUCCUUUUUUCUAUGGCUUGAUUUUUGAAGUUUGCACUACAUUUCUUCUUUCUCUUUUUUUAUAUAUAUAUAUAGUGGAUAAGUAGCUUUUCCUAUAGACAAAUUUCGACAAUAAGAAUGAUGUCUCACACCCUCCAUGUGUACUCUUCAUUUUCAGGGCUUUCACUUUAUCCACUUAUUUUGUAGCAAGUGUUUUUCUAUACACGAUUUUCGACAAUGAGAAUGAUGUCUCACACCCUCUAUGUGUACUCUUUGUUUCUAGAUUUUUCACAUUGAUCUCUCUUUUUUUUUUUUUCGAAAUAAGUGAUUUCUCCUCACAAGUCCUAUAGAUCAGGGUGCAAAAAUCUCCAUUAAACUCAAAUGAUCAAUCAAAUCUUCACAUCAAGUAAAUAUUAUCCAUCAAGAUCAUGAAGUGAAAAUUUGUAAAAUCAAAUCCAUGUUAUCUAUCAUGUAUCCAAGGAGUAUUCCAACAUUUCAUGCUACUAGAUCAUUCUUUUGACUCAAUAAUAAUCUUCCUAGUAUCUUUUGGUAUCAAUCAAUCUAAUUGAUUUAAUUUUUCAUGCAUGCAAUAUGAUGUAAGAGAUUUGUAAAUUAGAUAGUUCUGACAUUUCUGUUUUUUGUUUUCAGUUCUAUUUUUAGCAGCAAUAAAUUUGUCAAAAAUAAAUCAAAACUAUCUUCUUUAUAGCUGUAAUUUCGAAUUUCAGUAAUAUAUAUCUAGGGGAUUGAAAUGUGAGAAAAGGGUCUUCUAGAAUUUCAAAUUUCGAGCUGUUUUUUGUCUACUGUUUUUGACAGUCUGUUGUUUCUGACAGAAAAUCAGAAAAUAGAUGUUGCAGUUUUUCCGAAUUUUAUUUUAUUUUUAGUUUUUUAGUUGCUGUUCUAAGUUGAAUACAAUGCAAACACAUGUUCUUAAUCAUCUUACAGCAUAAAUUAAUAAUUAAUACUUCACCCCCCAACUUAAAAAUUACAUUGUCCUCAAUGACAUAGAAAAAUCGAAACAGAAUAUGCAAAAAAUAUAAUUUUCACGUGAAGCAUGCAUAUAUGCAAAGUUAAGCAUUAAAAAUGUUGUCAUAAAUGAUAAAGCUCCGGAAGACAUCACCUCAACCUCGUUUUUAAUUUUCCACUUCGUCUUACACUCCUCCUCCUGCACUUUUUUGAAAAAACAAAUACAGAAACAAGUACUGCGAAAUUCUAAGAAAAACAGAGCUUAAAAAAAAUAAAAAUUAAACAGAAUGAAAUAAAAACCAUGGGUUGCCUCCCAUGCAGCACUGAAUUUAAUGUCUCCAGCUGGACAGCUCUUAGAUCAUAUAAGAUGAUCUAUGGCCAUCAAAAUAUAUUUGUAUCCCAAGGUAAGUUUCAUAAUAUUCUUUUUCAGAUUUAGCAUAAAUUCAUAUACUUCAUAUAUAUACCUUGACAUACUUUCAGCCAAAACAAAAUGGAAAUUAACAAAAUUUUCCCAAAAAUAAUAUUUCCAUUUUGAAAAGAACCUUUCCUCAUUUCUAUCUUGUUUUGUAAGGCUUUCAUUCAUUAAUAAAUACUUUCUAUUAAUAGACCAUAAAAUGUGAUCAGGCCAUAUAAUUUUUGAAUUAGCUCUUACCCAAUCUAAAUUUUUUUCAUCUAAAUUGAUAUCUCUAAUUCUUCCAUUCAUCCAUUUCUUAAUGUCUUCUUUUAUCUGCAUAAUCUUCCCCUGCUCUAUUUUAUCUUCCAUACAUAUUUGUUCAAUUUGUGAGGAGUGAAAUAUUUCAAGCUUAGAAAUAGUUCUAAUGGGCUGUAGGUUUUGAAGGAUGGAAGGAUUGUCUUCUUUAAUCUCAGAUCUAAUGAAUUCAAUAAAAUUCAAAAUUUCUCCUCCAAAAUUAUCUCUAUACUCAUUCAUUAUUUUCGUUUCUCCCUAUUAGUUGAAUCAACUCUUUUUCUAACUUUUCAUUUCUCAACUCAUCAAAUUCGUCAUCUUCCCAAGAGCUAUCUUUUAAUUUCGGUAUAUGAUAUACAUCAUCAUCCUCACAAUCAACAUCCAUAGCUACAAAAUUAUGAUUAGAUUCAUUAAUUUCGUCUCCUACAUCAACUGAUUUUUCCUCACCUGAAAUAUGUUUUUCUUCAUUUCUGUCCAUACUCCCCUUCUACUAAAAUUUGGAUGAUUUUUCCAUGAUCAGCUGUUGUUUCUUCAUCUAAGGGCUCUUUCUCCUCAUCAUCCUCACUAUAUUUAUUCAUCAAUUGUGAGCAAUAAAUUAUUUUAUUCAAAUUUUCUGCUACUAUAUUUUCAGCAUUAAUAUUCUCAUUUACUUCUAAUGGCUCAUCGAUUUCUUCUAAUAAUUGGAAAUAAGGAUCAGGUAAAAUAUUCUCACUCAAUGUAUUCACUGACCUAACAUUUUCAUUUCGUGGGUUUUUUUCUAAAUUUAUCCAGCUAGACUCUCCUUGUUGAAAUCUUACUGUUGGACAGUUUUUUGGAUUUUUUAUGGGCUGACUAGGUGGCUGUCCCUCUUCUCUCUUAUUCCCAAGAGCCUCUAUAAUUUGUUUCUGGUGCAGCAUCAUUUGAUUCAUAGUUUGUUGCAUCAUUUGGCUCAUUUGCUGCAUCAUUUCUAUAGUAUCAUGUUGGGUUUGAGAGGACUGAUUUUUCUGAAAUCUAUGUUCCUGUUUUGGACGAAAUUCAAAAUGUGAAUUGGAUCUAAGUGCUUCUAGAUUUUGAAUAUUAUUUGGGUUUCUCCACGAAAAAUUAUUCCCCCAAUUAGGAUUAUAAGAAUUAGAAAAAUAUUCUCUAUUUUUACUAAAAUCGUGGGGUACUUGCACUUGUUCUUGCCUAGGAUGAUAUUGAAAUUCGAAAUGAUCAUUUUCACCAUACAUAGGACCUAUACUAUUUGACUUAAAUUGAGGGUUAAGAGGCUUUCUAAUAUUAUCAAUAAGUAAAUUAAGUUUUUCUAAUCUUUAAUUAAUCUGAUUAACUUCAUUUCUAAGUUUAGAAUCAUCAUCAUGAUGCAAUUCAUAAGAUUUACACUUUCUAAGUAAAUCUUUGAAUGUUUCCCAUGUCUCAUGUAAAGUUUCUCCUGGUCUUUGAGAAAAAUUCCAUAUAUGUUUUCUCAUAUUUUGAGUUUUUCCUAAGGGAUAAAAUUUUCGAAGAAAGGCCUGUUCUAUGUCUUUCCAGCUAGUUAAUUCUCUAUCUAAUGUGGAUAGUCAAUGACUAGCUUUGUCCCUAAGUGUAUGAGGGAAUAAUUUCAUCUUAGUAAUUUCUGGUGUAACUUGAGGGAGAUUAACUAAAUCACAGACCAUAUGAAAUUUUUCUAAGUGCUGAUGAGGUUCCUCUAAAGGCAAUCCAUGAAAAUUAGGGAGCAUUUGAAAAAUUCCUGGAUUUAUUUCGAAUUUAACAGUGGGUGCUAAUGGGACUCUAAUAUUGGAUGCUCUUUGAAAUGAAUCAGGGAUAUAAUGAUUUUUCAUGGCCAUAGGAUUGUUCUCAGUUUGACCUGUACUUCCUUUAGGAUCCAUCAAAAUUAAUUUUUCUUUCGGAUUUUUAUUUUUGAAUGAAAUAAUGAAAGGAUUUUCUAGCCUUGGAUGCAAGGAUCUUCUACCAUGCAUAAAAAUCAAUAAAUUCGAGGGAAAAAGUUAGUAUCUGUUACCCUCCUUCAGGAUGCUCCAGUCCUUGCCUUGCUUCUUUUCGUUCCCUUUUUCUAAUAAAAUUCGGCAAAAAGAAAAUAAAACAAGAGUUAAGUUUUUUUUUUUGUGUACUCUAAGAGAAAAACAAAAAAAUACUAAAUAUUAUGCAAUACAUCCCCGGCAACGGCGCCAAAAUUUGACGUGACUUAAUCGUUGUAUAUUAAAUCACGCAAAUAUAAAAUUUAUAAAACUAGAAAAUACGAAUUUUUGGAUAUUUAGAAGUAUUUCUAAAUAAAUAUAUCAAUUGUAAUUUAAUAAAACUUCCAAAAAAAGUGGUAAUUUCCCAGGUCAAUCACAGGGAUGUAAUAUAAUAUUCUGUAAUUAUUCAGAUUUUUUUCUCAAUGAAUACGAUUUUCUAUGAAUUUUAUACUAGAAAAUGAAAAGGAAAUAUAUUUAAAAUUCACGAAAAAAAAGGAAAUAAGGGUGCGGACGUCAGGAUGACGUCAGCGCUCGGCGAACGCGGAUCGGGCGGAAGUAGAGUUCCACCGGCGAUUCUUACGUAAGCGAUUACAGACGAUUUAAUUAAUCAAAUUAAGAUCUAUAAAAGCCGGAAGAAUCGUAAUUGAACGAAGUAUAGUUUGGUAAAUUAAAAUCACACAAAGUAUCACUAAAUGAAGCGUAAAUUAAAUUGAAAGCAGGAAAACAGAGUUCUAGCGUCGCGACGGCGAUGCGUCGGUGAUGCACCAGAAUCCUGAGCGUUUGGGAGGAUCGUCGUGCAGUGUCCACGGCCUCGAAGGCUCUCCUUGGACAAAGACGACAUGGGCAAUCUCUAGAUCUUCUUGCGAAGUCUAGAGAUUAAUGAAAUGGGUCCUCGAGUCAUUUCCGGCGGCUGUCACCCGGCGGAGUGGAAAAACGGCGACUUUGCGGCUCUCCGGUGGCUGUCACCCGAUGGAGAGGAGCUGGAUGGAGGUGGGGCGCGUGUCAGGGAGCUUCAUCCUCAGGUCCGCGCAGCAAGAGGAGGCUCUUCAUCACAUUUGGUACGCUCUCAGGAGGUGGCGACUCGUCUCCCGGCGGAUCGUCCUCUUCCCGACGACUGCUUGUUCGUCGAUCAAUCGGAGAUGAUUUAAUCGAUGGAUUCGCGAUCCUUUUAUCGCGAAUCGUUCAGAAAUUGUAGUAGCAAUGCUCCGCGAAUCGCGUUGACGAGAUUUUCGCCGAUGAUCCAACGAUUCUCGUUGCUUAAUCCUUCACCGGCAAUCUACAGGAAAGUCGCGAUAAUCAGAUAAGAAAUAUAUGAAUUUUGACUCUGGGAGGAUUCGAACCCGCGCCGGUCGCCUGCCUGUAAGGAAGGUGUGACGUGGGUUUAGUACCACAUUGGUUGUGCGCCAAUUUUUUGGGCGAAUAUAUAGUAAUGUUAGCUUUGGAAGCAAAGUCACUUCUCUCGCGUGUACGACCACUCCUUGCCCCAUAGCCGGCUGGCCACCGGUGACGUGGAAGGGGAGUGGUGCACAUGUGCCCCUAUCGGUCCAAGCUAAGCCACUCAAGCCCCUGCUCGCGGCUACUCCCGACUGCGCUUCCGACCCGCUUGCGGGCCCGGCUGGCCGGCGGGUCCCCCCAUUUUGCGAUAUUUUUAUUUUUAUUUCUUGUUCUUCAUUUAUCUCAAAAGUAAGACUGUAAAAAUUGUAUAAAAUCACAUAAUUACCCAAAAAUUCACGUUAAUCAACUGAAAACCACUUUUUACACUUUAACACAAAUAUAAGUCUAUUUAUCAUGAGUUAAGGCUAAAACUAUAUUAUUUACUAAUUAUUAACUCAUGAUAAUGAAGACUUAUCAAUCGUCGUGCAAUGUCCACAACCUCGAAGGCUCUCCUUGAAGAAAGACGACGUGGGCAAUCUCUAGAUCUCCUUGCGAAGUGUAGAGACCAAUGAAAUGAGUCGUCGAAUCGUCUUCGGCGGCAUUCACCCAGUAGAGUAAAAAAACGGCGACUUUGCGGCUCUUCAGCAGCUGUCACCCAAUAAAGAGGAGCUGGAUGGAGGUGGGGCGCGUGUCAAGGAGCUUCAUCCUCAAGUCCGCACAGCAAGAGGAGACUCUUCAUCACAUCCUGUACGCUCUCAAGAGGUUGCAACUCGUCUCCUGGUGGAUCAUCCUCUUCCCGACGACAGCUUGUUUGUCGAUCAAUCGGAGAUGCUUUACUCGAUGGAUUCGCAAUCCUUUUAUCACGAAUCAUUCAGCAAUUUUAGUAGCAAUGCUCUGCGAAUCGCGAGACGAGAUUUUUGCCGAUGAUCCAACGAUUCUUGUUGCUUAAUCCUUCAUCGGCGAUCUGUAGGAAAGUCAUGAUAAUUAGAUAAAAAAAUAAGAGUUUUGGCUCGGGAAGGAUUCAAACCCGCGCCGGUUGCCCGCCUUUUCUGGUGAAGGUGUGACGUGAGUUUAGUCCCACAUCGCUUGUGCGCCGAAGUUUCUGGCAAAUAUAUAGUAAUAUUAAAUUUCUAAUCAAGUCCCUUUCUCGUGCAUGUACGACCACUCCUUGCCCCACAGUCGGGUGGCCACUAGUGACGUGGAAGGGGAGUAG